GGCUCAAGGACCUGGAGAGGGAGCAUUGCUACAGUCUUUCCAGUGCCCCCCCCCCAGGGCGUACCUCAAAGGGGGGCCCCUGGUCACUGGUCGCCCUUCCCGCGCCGUUGGGGGGCCCGCGGCUUCGCUGGGCCCCCCGCCCGACUCCUUACGCAAUCACGUGCAUUCGACGCACAUGCACCUGGGACUCGCGCGGGCCUGCGAGGCAGGAGCACCGACGGAGGCCGCGAGCCAUGAGAAGCCGUGGACGUCGACGGCGUCGGCUUCCCACCAGCCAGCGGCCGAGCCGGCGUCCCUCCCGGACUGCCUCCCCGCCGGCCAGGCCACCUCCUCCGACGGCGUGGGCGCCGCGGGCGCCCCCGGAGAGGUCCUCUUCCAGCAGGACCCGCCCGGGAACCGCGGAAGCGCCUUCCACCUGCAGGGCACGUGCAAGCCGUGCAACAAGUUCAAUCCUGACAGGCCCGAUAGCUGCAAGCACGCGGACGACUGCGACUUCUGCCACUACCCGCACGAACGCCCGAAGCACCGUGGCCAGCGUGGCCGGCACGCGCAGCAGAGGAGGCAGUACCUGGAGAUCCGCGACAGCUUGCCAGAGGAGGUACAGAACCUCACCGACAAGGUCUACGAGGUGCCCCACGAAGCCUUCGAGGAGGUCAAGAGGAGGCUGCAGACCGUGCCACGCGAAUACCGCCACCACAAGGUGCUCGACGUCCUCGACAAGGUCCGCCACAUCGGGGAGCAGGCCCAGGAGUGCCGCCCAGACAAGCACCGCGUCAGGGGCGCUCGGAUCGUCACCCCCGAGGGCGCGGGGCCCGUGUCGGAGCUGGAAGGCAGGUGCAAGUGGCUCAUCGGGACGCUCCACCUCAUGGUGCGCAAGAUGUACGACGCGCAGAAAGAGAUCGGCGUGAUAAAGGACAAGGUGAACGAGGUGCUCGAGCAGUGCAGGCAACUGCCAGACUUGGUCACCGCGGUCGAGCCUCCGCUGCCCGCCCUUCCUCCAGGAUGCGCGGAUAAGCUGCAGCUGUCGAAGGCCUUCGAGUGGCUCUCUCGGACGAUCGUUCUGCUUGCCGCCUCCGCCGCAGAGCUCGUCGCCUCCGCGACGAUGCAACAGGGCCCCACGUCGGAAGACAUCGCGUGCGACCUCGAGAAGAUCAGCACAAUGUCCAAAGGGAUCCUUGCGGAGGCUGAUCUCAAUCCUGAGGCGAAGGAUCAGCUGCAGUCCAGCCAGACCCUGAUCGAGCUGCGUAGUCGCAUGAAGGAGUUGGAGGAUCGAGUAUCCUGGGAUGGCGCCAAGAGUUCCAAGGAGGACAGAGAAAAAACGAUGGAGUCUCGUCUGGGCGAUUUGGAGCAUCUUCUGAGCGAGCUUCAUUCCGACGAGGGACAAUACAAGGAGAUCCUGGCGAAGGUUGCCCCUGCGAAGCUGGACGAGAGGUGGAGCCCACUGGAGAAGAAGAUCGAGCUGUGCGCCAUCGAGGAGCUCAAGCAGAACGCGUCGCGGUUGAGCGUCCACGAGUGUGUGCGCAGCGCAUAUCAGUCGGCAGCCCUGCUGCCGGACGCCGUGGAGAAGAUCGGGCUGAAGCUCGACAAGACGCCGAACCUCCCAGCCUUCAUCUCCGACCGCAACGAGCUCAGGAAGAACAUGAUCAAAGAACUGGACUCCUCUCAAGACAUGAAGGAGCUACUUGCCAAAAUGCGGAGCCACAUCGACAGCUGAUUUGAUUAUGCUUCACAGCGCAGAACGCAGUGUAGCUCGCCAGCGUAGAGUCGUAGGCCAGCGUGGCGUUGUACGCCAGCGAAGUGUUGUACGCCCUGAGUUAUGGCAAGAUGACAGCACGGCAAGUGUAAUGCGCCAGUGGCCUCGGUGUAAACAUACAGUCCCUGCACUGUACUCAACUGGCUCAUUGAGUGGGGAAUUCGUCGUAGUACGACGACGAUGCCACGCGCUCAUAGCCUGUCCUUGUUCAGAUGCAUAGCGUGGGCUAUUCAGUUCUAGCUUCUCGGUGCAUUGAUUGUGGAACAUGUGUGCCGAGUAUUAGUAGUCUGUGUUAGUAGUCCGACCAGUGUGUGCCAGGUUUGUUGCAUGCUCUUCUAUCUUCUCAGCAUGCUGAGUUAUGUCGAGUGUGCGUUUUCUCUAUCAUGCCGGGCUUCAUGGAUGUCCGCCCUGCGAUACCCUCGAUUAAUGCUGGGGUGCAUUAAUGGCGUCCGAGUUGGAGGGGCGAGCGGGGGGAGCAUGG
This is a messenger RNA of Prorocentrum cordatum, 2234 nucleotides long. The record is from the annotation of a GenBank genome assembly. Lineage: Eukaryota; Dinophyceae; Prorocentrales; Prorocentraceae.